Molecule: messenger RNA, 474 nt
Organism: Symbiodinium pilosum
Lineage: Eukaryota; Dinophyceae; Suessiales; Symbiodiniaceae
Source: the annotation of a GenBank genome assembly
AUGGACCCUCCGGCAGAAGAGGCCAAAGCGGAGCUUCGUCUGCUUCAGCGCAGACCUCCCGUGCGAGGUACCGCUGAGAAUGAGGUCUAUGUGGCGCACCAUCAGAGCCUUGCGGUGCUUUUCAAGCGUAUCAGGCGGCUCCUGGACUGUGGCCACAAGGAAGUACUCGUUCAUGGUAUGGGAGCAAGCAUCACCAAAGCGAUAUAUGUGGUGCAAGACAUUCUACUCCAUUAUGGUGAUCAGAUACAGCUAGAGACACGGCAUGGAACCGUGGACGUGGUGGAUGACGUAAUUGGGGAAUGCGAGUCCUCUGUGCAGGAACGCAGAGUAUCUGCGUUGAUUCUACAUCUCCGGCUUGCCGAACCGGAGAGUGGGAAUGUAGGCGCUGCCCUCAAACCAAGGAUUUCUUCUUGGUUGAGUAGGGUCGCCAAACCAGAACAGAAACUCUCACAUGAAGAUUUGAAUCGCAAGUAG